AUGUAUCACUGUGAUAGUUUUGCAGAUUGUCUUCGAUUACUUGAUGGUCGUCUUAAUCAAUUAUCUAUAUCUAUUGUUAUUAUCGUUAAUGUCAAAGAUUUUUCACCAAUGGAAUUCAACUCAAAUAAAGUACUUAAUAUAGAAAGAAAUACUGAUUAUUCAGGAAGUACACCAGUAAGUACUAUUCAUAUGACAGAUGGUGAAGCAACUUGUUGUAUGGGUUGGGCAUGGACAUCAUGUAUAGAUAAAAGAACAAAUCGUAUAACAUUAAAAACAUUUAUUGCAUGGUAUAUUGUUGCAACAUGUGUUGAUAUAAUUAUUACAGUGAUAUUCUAUCUUAUUCUUUAUCAUUGGCAUCGUAUUUAUGUUUAA
Rotaria sp. Silwood1 is the source of this 372-nucleotide messenger RNA. The record is from the annotation of a GenBank genome assembly. Lineage: Eukaryota; Metazoa; Rotifera; Eurotatoria; Philodinida; Philodinidae.